UCACCUGUAGCGCCCGCGCCCAGUUUCUGCGUUUUCUCCAAGCAGGAGCGGUGAUAGAUUGUACUAAUUGAAAGUAAUUGGAUGUACUUCAAUUAUAUUUUGUAAAUAUUUACCAAAAAAAGUUUCUGUUCAUAAUUAAAGAAGUUGUCUCCGUGGAAUGGCUGUUGGGUUUUUGCUCGUAUUCUCCGCAGUAUUAUAUUUUUCUUGGUGUAUUCAAGUGGACAUCCCUGCAGCUUCCUAUGAUGUGGCUAGAGGAGACAAUAUAACAAUACCUUGUACUUUCAAAUCAACUUUAACUUCAGUGACUACAGCCACUGUUGAGUGGUCACGUCUUUCAAAAGAUGGUCUUUCUAAGGCACUCAUUUUAAUGUACUACUGGCCAGACAAAGAUACUGACAUAGGAGACGAGUAUCAAAAUCGAGCUGCAUUUGCAGGAGACAUUCCUAGGAAUACUGCAUCAGUUAACAUCAGUGGGAUAUCAAUGGUUGACAAUGGCACUAUUGAGUGCAAUGUUAAUGUAAAAAAAGAUGUGACUGGGAAAAUCCAGGACGUUACAAGUUUAGUUGUAUUAGUUGCUCCUUCAACCCCAGUCUGCUCACUGGAAGGAAAGCCUGAGUAUGGGGAAAAUAUCCGUUUGUUGUGCAAAUCUGCCGAGGGAUCUCCAGAACCAACUUAUAGCUGGCAGUCUUAUAGUGCUGCAAACAAGAUGAGAGAUUUGCCCCCUAAAAGUACACAAGAUAAAGGAACAUUGACCCUUGUGAAUGUUUCCAUGGAUACAUCUGGAUUUUUUGUGUGCACAUCAGCAAAUAAAAUUCGAUCUGCUAUGUGUAAUAUGACAGUUGCGAUAUACCCACCUUCCAUGAACAUUGCAUUUACUGCAGGAAUGAUUGCCUUAGCAGUGGGUGCAAUCAUUAUCAUUGGAAUUGUAGCUUACUGCUGCUGUUGCCGUGACAAAGGCCAGGGUGAAGAAUAUGAAAUGGAAUACCCAGAUGAAAAUGCUGAAGAGAAGCUCAGAACAGAACAUGGUGAAACAGCCUAUGAUGAUCAACCCGAUGAAGAACAUGACCGUUCUCAACCACCUAUGUUGCCUCCAAAUAAACCCAAGGGCACAGUUUAUUAGGAAUUUCUGAUCUUGUUGAAGUACUCAAAAAAAAAAAAAAAAAAAAAAAAAAAAAAAAAAAAACUUUUUUUUUCUCUUCAUUUAAUCAUUAAAUUUCCCAUCUUGCAGAUUAAGUGCUAAUGUUUCUAAUAAUACAGUUUUAGAAAUUACAAAUCUAAAACCUCAAUACAUUUUUGCCAUGCAAGAAACGCAAUUUUGCACUUUUUCUGUGAAAGGAUGUCAAAUUUCACCUUUAGAUUUUGUUUGAAGUCUUUAAUUUUUCAUUUUUGUUUCACAAAUACUAAUAUUAUCCAAUAGUUCUUUCAAAUUGUUAGUAACUAUUGAGAAAAAUGUUACAUUACAUUUAAUUUUGCAUUAGUUUUUAUUGAAAUAUAUUUUUAAAAUUUUCUGCAUGGCUUUUUAAACUGGAAAAGUUUGUAAAAUUUGUCUUUUACCAACUUCAAAAAAAUAAAGCACGUUAUAGCUGUUUAAGUGCUCAAACAAGAUAGAUCAUUUACUGUUUUUUUUUCUCUUUUUUAACAAGUUGCAUAUAUGAAACUUCAGUUAACAAAAAAUUACCUCUGCCUCCUGAUUUGAGAGACAUAAUGCUUUUAAAAGAACCUCUUAACUGCCUCACAUUAAUAACAUUACAAGUGAUUGCCUGUACAUCUGCACUGUUUAAAAUAUUUAUCACUGUCAUAUUAUUCAAAAUCCUUAAAUAAUGUUGUGAUGCAUUAUCAAUUACAGCAAGCUUUGAUUAGGCAGCUGUUAUUUUUGACUGAUCAGUACAAACAUAUAUAACCUCUGCCUAUCUACAUUAAUCAAGCACACUUCAUUAAAGUAACAUUUCAAAUGGUUGUGAACAAUGAACAUCUUCUAGAGGUUGCUUUUUUUGUAUAAUAUGUAAUCUUUGCUUGUGUUGUUUUGAUAUGAAAAGGGUACUGUAUACUGUAUGAGCCUACACCUAUAAAUGCUAAUUUUUAAUUGGCACAAAAAUUCAUAUUUAAAACUGAAAAACUGAAAUUCACACUGAAGUUAAACAUUUAUGUUAAAAGAUCUGUUGAGAGUGAUGUUGAAACAGUGAAGACUUUUGUCUUAUUUUUGUAAAAAUACAUUGUUUUGUAAUUGGUUUUAUAAAAAAUAAAUACAGAAAUUAUUAAAUAAAUAA
Molecule: messenger RNA, 2267 nt
Organism: Erpetoichthys calabaricus (reedfish)
Lineage: Eukaryota; Metazoa; Chordata; Cladistia; Polypteriformes; Polypteridae
Gene: gpa33a
Product: glycoprotein A33 (transmembrane), paralog a
Exons: 7
Coding region: 158-1120 (320 amino acids)
Cellular component (GO): plasma membrane
Source: RefSeq, a predicted model, not a curated record